Nothobranchius furzeri (turquoise killifish) is the source of this 1205-nucleotide messenger RNA. It is a transcript of the gene ran, whose product is annotated as RAN, member RAS oncogene family. Gene Ontology annotation, cellular component: cytoplasm; nucleus. Gene Ontology annotation, molecular function: GTP binding; GTPase activity. The record is from RefSeq and is a predicted model, not a curated record. NCBI's taxonomy places the organism in Eukaryota, Metazoa, Chordata, Actinopteri, Cyprinodontiformes, Nothobranchiidae. Gene Ontology annotation, biological process: protein import into nucleus; ribosomal subunit export from nucleus.
UCUCUAGAAGUGUUGCUUUGAGAACAAAGCAGCGGAGUGCGCAUCGUGAAGGUAUAUCAGACGGAUGCUGAUUCAUGUUCUAUAUUUUAUGCGUUUUUGGCGCUGCGGAGGCCACGUGACCAGGGCGGAAAGUGACUCAUAGUCCACGCUGAAUCUGCCGCGAACGCAGCCAUUUACUCUUUCCUCUCUUCGCAGUGACACCGAAUAUUUGGAACCAUGGCUGACUCUAUGGGACAGUGUGUACCUGUGGCGGUGUUCAAGCUGGUGUUGGUCGGAGAUGGAGGCACGGGAAAAACAACUUUUGUGAAGAGACACAUUACAGGAGAGUUUGAGAAGAAGUAUGUUGCUACUCUAGGAGUAGAAGUGCAUCCCCUGAUGUUCCACACCAACAGAGGACCCAUCAAGUAUAACGUUUGGGACACAGCUGGUCAGGAGAAGUUUGGAGGGCUGAGAGAUGGCUACUACAUUCAAGCUCAGUGUGCUAUCAUCAUGUUUGAUGUCACCUCUCGAGUCACCUACAAGAACGUGCCCAACUGGCACCGUGACUUGGUCCGCGUCUGUGAGAACAUUCCCAUUGUCCUCUGUGGCAACAAGGUAGACAUCAAAGACAGAAAAGUCAAAGCCAAAAGCAUCGUGUUUCAUCGCAAGAAGAACCUGCAGUACUACGAUAUUUCUGCCAAAAGUAACUACAACUUUGAGAAGCCUUUCCUGUGGUUAGCAAGGAAGCUGAUCGGCGACCCCAACCUGGAGUUUGUGGCCAUGCCUGCCCUCGCUCCCCCAGAGGUCCAGAUGGAUCCUUCCCUUGCCGCUAAAUAUGAGGAAGAGCUUCAAGUUGCAUCACAGACAGCACUCCCAGAUGAAGAAGAUGACCUCUAACCUGUUUUCUGUUACCCCCCCCCCCCCCCCCCCCCCCCCCGCGCUGUGGACAGGAAGUUGUUGGAGUUUUGUCCCUUUACUGUCAAAUCCCUUUGCAGAUUUUUUUUAUUUUUGAAAUUUUUGUUUUAAAAUUUAGAAAAACUUUGUGCAGAAGUUUGUGGCUCUAAUUUCACUGUAUGGCACACCCACCCAUGUUGUUGACGGCAUGAAAACAUGCUACUCUUUGUCAAGCACCCUCCACUGCACAUAUCCAACUCACAAAAUGCUGUUUGGUGUACUGGAAGCACUAAGGGGAAGAAACUUUGAAUAAAAACAUUCUCAGUAGAAAA